Molecule: messenger RNA, 1142 nt
Organism: Telopea speciosissima
Lineage: Eukaryota; Viridiplantae; Streptophyta; Magnoliopsida; Proteales; Proteaceae
Product: chaperone protein DnaJ-like
Exons: 5
Coding region: 96-977 (293 amino acids)
Biological process (GO): protein refolding
Cellular component (GO): cytoplasm
Source: RefSeq, a predicted model, not a curated record
AAGUGUCAUCUGAGUUCGAUUUGUGAAUUCUGAAGUCUGUACAUGUACACGAGCUUCGCACGGAUGAGCUGAGUGAAGACUCACUCGAUUCGUUCAUGAAUAUGCAUGGAAUCACCCAAACUCUAGAAACGAAGAUAAGGCUCAACUCUGUUACUACUUGCUGUUGGUCUUUUAAACCUCCUCACAGUUGUCUUCUCUAUCUGAAGAACCAAGCAAAAUCUUCUAUACUUGUUCCCAGAUAUGGCCGAAGAAGUGAUUUCAAUCUUUUUCUGUUCGCUCCGCAGUCUUUCUCGCUGAGUUCCAAGAAGAGAACCAAACGUAACUGUUCUACCCUUUUAAGAGCAAGCCGAAGAGAGUCCCCAUAUGCUGUUUUGGGCGUCUCGCCCACCGCAACUCCUGAAGAAAUUAAGAGAGCUUACAGAAAGCUCGCGCUCAGAUUCCAUCCUGAUGUCAACAAGGAGGCCAAUGCUCAGGAGAAGUUCAUGAGGAUAAAACAUGCAUACAAUACAUUAUUGAACUCGGAAUCUCGGCAGAGAUAUGAUUUUGGAAAUAGUGCAUCCAGUUAUUCCAGCUCCAGAGAUGAAAGAAAGCAAGAUGAGGAGUUCUAUGGUUUUGGUAACUUUGUGAGGGAUGUUCAAAUAACAAUAGAGGACUUCUUUAGAGACCUCCAAGCAGAAUUCCGUAACUGGGAAGCUAAUGUUGAUUCACAAGGGAAGCCAAAGAGUUUAUGGGAGGAGUUGGCGGACAUUGGUGAAGAAUUUGUGGAAUUUCUAGAGAAAGAGCUGAACAUAACUGAUCCCAAUGUUGAAGGCGGAAACAACAAUGAAAGGCCCCCAAGUAGUGAUCCAUAUGCAAAAUCCCGGUCAGACACUGGGGAAGAUGACCAAAACAAAGCAGACAAUGAGAGCGGCAUAGAGGACAACAUUGAUGAGAUUGAGGCCACUCUUGCUAGGUUGAAGAAGGAAUUGGGGCUAUAGGGAAACAUGGUACUUUCUGUUGUAUGUUUGUUGAAACCGAAGAGAAAACAGUACUGUGGUAUUUCUUAUGUGAAGAUUCUCAUUUAGCAUUGAGAACUCCCAUUAAAUCCUCUCUGCAGGUCUCCUCUAGGUUUACUGGUGAAAAUGGCAAAAGGAGCAGUUCGU